CACAAUCGUGAAGUGAAACUGCUGAUGCUCGAUCAUCUGUGUGUGUGUGUGAGCAGCUCUCUGACCCUCCACCAUGUAGUCACCUGAGCGCUGACAGCAGAGCUCCAUGCAUGGCAUCUCUCUAAACGACGGGCUUUCUUUCUUCCGGGCCGAUCGUGACAUAACUAUCCCGUCCUGCGCUCAUCAUGCUGCAGAUGGGGGAUGAGGUGGUGUAUUUUUCCGCGCUGUUUCUGCUGGUGGUGCUGGUGACGCGGAGCGCCACCGGGGCCUCUCUCCUCACCGCAUUUCUCUACGUCUUCAUGGUGAUGUUCCGGUUCCCUCCGGUGCCAGCGGAGCAGGCCGGCCGCGUCCUCCGGCCCAGGGCUCCAUCAGGCGGCGUCCCGGUGGUGGCGCACCGCGGAGGCAGCCACGACGCUCCGGAGAACACCAUAGCGGCGAUCAGAGAGGCCAGUAGGAACGGAGCAACUGGAGUGGAGCUGGACUUGAGUUUCACAGCUGAUGGCGUGCCCGUACUGAUGCACGAUGAGACUGUGGACCGCACCACCAACGGCUCUGGACCAGUUAGCAACCUGAAGCUGGUCCAGCUUAAGAGACUAGAUGCGGCUGGCCGUCACAGGCUGAAGGACAAGUUCAGUGGAGAGAAGGUCCCAACUCUGCAGGAGGCAGUGGAGGAAUGCAUCAAACACCAGUUGACCAUCUUCUUUGAUGUCAAAGAUCAACCUGAUAAGGCUGCGUCAGUACUGCAUGAGUUGUAUAAGAAGUUUCCUGUUUUGUACAACUCCAGCAUUGUUUCUUCCUUUGAACCCAAAGUCAUAUAUAAGAUGCGUCAGACUGACCCUAACGUGGUCACGGCUCUGAUCCACCGCCCCUGGAGGCUGAGCCGCUUUGGCGAUGGCACUUUUCGUUCCCUGUCGACAUCAGGUCACCUGUGGCUGGGGGUCCUGGACGUCCUGUUGGACUGGGCCCACCACCACAUACUGUGGAAACUCUGUGGAAUCUCUGCCAUCCUUGUGCAGAAAGACUUCAUCUCACUGGACUACGUUCAGUACUGGGCGGAGCGCGGUGUGGAGGUGGUGGGCUGGACGGUGAACACCGCCGUGGAGAAAGAUUUCUACCAAAACCUGCUGAAGAUCGGCUACAUCACCGACAGUCUGCUGGAGGACUGUGAUCCGCAUUACUGAAUAAAAACACAACAUUUUAUAGUUUCUACAUGAAACACACUAAAGACUACAUAAUUACCCCCAAUGACUACAUUUCCCAGUUUCUUGUCCUUUUCAAAGAACAUAAAAUAUAAAAGUGAAGUUAACCCAUAAGAACCCAUGGUGACACUUGUGUAACAAACACUUUAAAUCUUCAAGAAUCUCCCAUAUUCAGUUUUAUGCUUCACAUUAACUCAUUAAAUCCCUGAGUGACGCAUACUCAACACCCUGGUGUGGUGGUCAUGUGACUGUGACAGGAAGUGACUUCUCCAAAAUGUGGCUGUGACUGGAAACAGUGUGAAAUGUGAAAAAGUGGCUCAUUUCAAAAAAGCUUAUUCUUUGAUCCGAGGCUAAAUUUAAACCAAUUUAACAACUCUAAUCCAUUAAUGUCCUGUAUUACAUUUAACUUGUUCUGACCAUAUUUCCUGAACAAAUUAAAGUCACAAUUUUGAUAAAUGUAAUGGAGAUGCAAACAAAAAGGCAAAUGGUUAUUUGUUUUUAUUUAUUAUUGAUUUAUUCUUAUUUUAUUACUUAAAAACAAAUCUGAAAAAUAAUUAGUUGUUAAACAGCACUAUUAAUGUCACAAUUUUGAUAAAUGUUGUGGAGAUGCAAAGGCAAAAAAAAGGCAAAUUUGUGUCUCUGUAAGCAGAAAAUGUGUCUAGUUUUAUUUUAUUUUAAAAUAAGAAAUAUCAUAAACAUAAAUACCAUAAACGCCCAAUGUAACAUCUAUGUCACAUCACAGAUCUUUGACAUUUAGGGGUAGAAUUUUUUUUAAAAACAUAAAUGUGUUCUAUGUGGUAUAUCCCCCAUAAUGUUCCUUUAAGGGUUAAUAGGUCUGGGUUCUUAUGGGUUAAUUAUAAGGUGGAAGGAAGUGAGAAAUUUGGUGCUAACUCACUCUGUAGUGGCAAUCAAACAUUACAAGCUUUAUAAAAGAAAAUACAUAUAUGAUUUACUGUAGAGGUGAGAACACACCGUUACCUGUAGCUGGCAUACAGGUGGUUUCCCUUUAAAUCUACAGACACAUUAAACCAUGAAGACUCAGCUGGACACUUCCUUGUCUUUAUCCUUCUACCAGCAGCAAUACCUCCACCUCUCCUGGACCAGGGAUUAGGAUUAGGAUACCUUAAAGAUCUUUUAUACCUUCCGUGCUGAUCUUUAAAGAGACAACAGUGUAUAUAGUUGUAACAUUAGACAUAAUGGCAUCAUAUCAAUGCCUGCUAACAUGAUAUUUAUUUAUGAAUAUACUCGAGAGGAUCUCUUAAUAAUAUUAGUUAAUAUUCUCACUAGGGGUGCACCGAUUGCAAUUUUCUGGCCAAUCACCGAUAACCGAUUUUUUAAAAGCCUGACCUGCCGAUUCCGAUUUUGGCCCAUACAGAUUUUUUUUUAUAACUCACAGCAUACACCUUCAAUUUUUGAAUCUUAUUUUAUUGAAAAACAAUAACACAGCAGUAUUUUUCUUUGACAAAUAAAGGAAAUCACAAUGUCUGAGGUAUUUAAUAAAAUAUUGAACUUAAAAUAAAUAGCAACAAUUUACAAGACAAACUGACAAAAGAACUGCAACCAUAAAUAAAGUGUUAUUAAAGUGAGUUUUUGGUUUCGUUAUAGUACAACAUGCAUACAACACAGUCAUGCAGAAGUACGCAUACGUGCAGACGCACUUUCAGACCUUUGCGGAGGCAAAAUUAAAGGAAAUCGGCAAAAUUAAAGAAAUCGGCGCGGAUCAAUCGGUGCACCCCUAAUUCUCACAUGAUGAUACUUGAUUGUUCAGCAACUUGCCUUCUGUCAUUAAGUGCCACAGCUGCACAAAUACACAAGAAGUCAAUGGGGGAAGUAAACGCACCAUUGAAUUGCAGAGGCGAGUCCACUUAAACUCCAGAAUGUUUGUGUGAUAUAACUCCUUAAACGCCUUUAUUAUGAAUCAUCAGAGAUGGAAAAGAACUGGAAAAACACAUUCGGUCUUAAGUCCAAAUUCAGAAAUGUUUGAGUAGAUACAAUUAAAAUCUUUCAUUUAAUAAUUUAACUUUCGUUAAUGGAUUUGUUCUGUAAUUUUGAUCUCCUCACAGAAUGGUCUAGUGGAUUAUAAACUUUGAAUUCUGCACAGUGCUAGGAAUAAAGUUUAGAGGGAGAAAUAUUUAUUCUCUUGAUUUCA
Messenger RNA from Centropristis striata (black sea bass), 3348 nucleotides. RefSeq names its product glycerophosphodiester phosphodiesterase 1-like. Gene Ontology annotation, molecular function: phosphoric diester hydrolase activity. NCBI's taxonomy places the organism in Eukaryota, Metazoa, Chordata, Actinopteri, Perciformes, Serranidae. The record is from RefSeq and is a predicted model, not a curated record. The transcript is spliced from 6 exons. Gene Ontology annotation, biological process: lipid metabolic process. The coding region runs from base 186 to 1181 and encodes 331 amino acids.